GACUUAACAAAUAAUUAAAAAGUUUUAAUUUUACCGCACACAUGUCUCAGACCUUGUCUGCAAACAUGUGGCAUCAUCUAUAUCCUGCUUAACACUCACAUGAACAUAUAAAAAUAAGUUUCAGAGUUUUACCGCGCACGUUUGUGCACCCCUAAUUAAAAGUGUAACCCCUACUACACAGUUAUAAAAUAUUUCUCUUUCGAUACCGAUUUAUUUUUAUUCGAUAACAAGUACCCAGAAUUGUUGGAAUCAUGGUAUUCGGUAUUAAAUAAAAAGGAACAAGUGUUUAAGAGUAUUUUUUUAUUAAAAGCGGGAAUUAAAUUGUGUAUGGUUAAAUUUUAAAUUUGUUUAGAAGUGCUAUAAUGUCGGUGAAAAGUGAAAGCAAAAUGUGUGACAUAUGUCACAAAACAACAAACAAUGAAGAGGACAUUUAUUUGUUUGGCGAUUGGAUGGAGCACAGGGGUGUUCGAGUCCACUACUAUUGUUUAUUGCUUUCUACCAAGCUGCCACAAAACGGGAGAGAAUUUACUGGCAUUUUAGGGUUUUCAAUGCGUGAUAUUCGCCAUGAAAUUAAAUUAGCGAAACAGCGUUUCUGCGUGUAUUGCGAAGAACAAUACGCAAGCAUAGAAUGCCAUGAAUGUAAACAGUGUUUUCAUUUAGAAUGUGGCUUAAUUAGAAAAUGCUUGUUUCAAUUUUUUGGUGAAUUUCGGUCUUACUGCGAUUUAUGUCUGCCAUUAGAUGACACUCAAAGUAAAUUAGUGAACACCCCACCGUCGUCUCAUACACGUUGCUAUAUGUGUGAAGAAGCAAUGGGCGUUUACUGUCCAACUAUAUGGAUUUAUGGUAAAUGUUGUGGAAAAGGCUAUGUACAUCGUAUAUGCAUGCAGAAAUAUGCAUCCAAUGCAGGAUAUUAUUUAAAGUGCAUUUGGUGUAAAGGUAAAGAGUUUCGUGAAAAAGUGAAGGAGCAAGGCAUAUGUGUACCAGACCGCGACGCAAAGUGGGAACAAAAAGGUGCCUUUAAUGAUUUGCACCGCGGACAUAAGCGUUGCGAUGUAGAAACGUGCCUAUGUCCCCGUGGUCGGGAAUAUAUUGGACAUAAAGUUGCUGGUAAAUGGAAUAUAAUUAAGUGUACAUUGUGUGGUUCUUUUGGAGGUCAUAGUCCUUGCAUCAUGGGGAAUUUAAAUUUUAGCGAAAAAGUUAAAGGAUUUAAAUGUGAAUUAUGUGCUAAAACAGAAGCAUGUUUGCAACAGCAAAAUGAAACUUGUAGUCAGGGAAGCGUUUGCUCAUAUUUAUCUGAUAUGGAUAACGCAGCUAGUACAAAUAAAUUCCAAGAAAAGCGAAAAUGCUUUUUACAAAACGAGAGUGAUACUGCAGUUUCGAAAAGCAGCAAUCAAAAGUCAUGUGAUGAAAUGAAAACGGGUGCAACAUGUAAAGAAAUGCUAAUUGAAAAUUUAGAAACUGUUAAAAAAUCGACAGCUAAAGAUAAAGAUAAUGAGCUUGACAGAAGUGUUUUUCAAAUUAAAUGGCAAAGCUUCCAGCAAAAUGAUAGCCAUAUAAACGAAGCACAUUCAUUUACUGGAGACACAACAGUUUCGAAUAACAGCCAUCAAAAUUUAGAAGCGGAUGUAGCAUCUGAAGAUAUGUCAGCAGAAAGUCUAAAGUGUAUUCAUAUUUCAUGUAGUACUAGCAUUAUAAAACUUACUCCAUUAGUUAUACAAAAUUCAGAACAAAAUGUUGAAAGACAUGAUACUGAUGUUCUUGCUACAGAAAGUCAGAAUAUCGAAACUGAAGAUAUGCUUAAUCAGAAUGACGAUCAAUGUAAUCCGACUGAGAACAUUGGUUCAGUCGUACACAACUCGGAUGAAGAAUCUGAUGAAAUCGAAUCAAUCAGUGAUAUAUGUACUGAAGAAGUAGAUAGCUAUAGCACAAUAUCUGGGAUCAGUUAUGAUAGUGAGAAUGAAGAAUCUGGUGAUAUUAAAUCCAUUAGUGAUUUCAGUUUAAACAGUGAAGAAUUUAAUGUAUCUGAUAUAUCUAUCGACUCUUCGCAAAAUGAGGAUACAGAAGGUAAUGUAUUUAAACAGUCAUCAAUUAUAUCGUCGCCAUCGCAUGCGACACAAACUAUUGAAAACGUUACUUGUUACGAUAUGUACGAAUUUGAUGAUGAGAUGAAUUGUUUGGGUACAUGUACUGUACGAAUUGAUUUCAAAGAUCCUCGCUUUACCGACAAGUCGAUUGAGGAAAUACAAAAGACCAAUGGUUUAAUUGAAGAGAGAGACGUUAUAGCACGUAAUUCUGAUAUAGGUGAAUUUGCUCAAAUAAAUGUAAUUAUUACAUAAUAAAUUAAAAUGUUUAGAUCUUAAUAAUUUGUAUGAAUGUUUUUAUUAUAAUCUUAAAUAUAACCAUGUCUAGUAUAUUGUUAAACAUGUUAUAAGUUUUAUGAACUUAAUUUAUUUUGUAUA
This is a messenger RNA of Teleopsis dalmanni, 2459 nucleotides long. RefSeq names its product G2/M phase-specific E3 ubiquitin-protein ligase-like. Gene Ontology annotation, cellular component: nucleus. The transcript has 3 exons. Lineage: Eukaryota; Metazoa; Arthropoda; Insecta; Diptera; Diopsidae. The coding region runs from base 363 to 2336 and encodes 657 amino acids. The record is from RefSeq and is a predicted model, not a curated record.